Orycteropus afer afer is the source of this 2187-nucleotide messenger RNA. It is a transcript of the gene GGA3, whose product is annotated as golgi associated, gamma adaptin ear containing, ARF binding protein 3. The transcript is spliced from 17 exons. Gene Ontology annotation, molecular function: ubiquitin binding; small GTPase binding; phosphatidylinositol binding. The record is from RefSeq and is a predicted model, not a curated record. Gene Ontology annotation, biological process: vesicle-mediated transport; intracellular protein transport. Bases 1 to 2187 code for a protein of 728 amino acids. Lineage: Eukaryota; Metazoa; Chordata; Mammalia; Tubulidentata; Orycteropodidae. Gene Ontology annotation, cellular component: trans-Golgi network.
AUGGCGGAGGCGGAAGGGGAGAGUCUGGAGUCCUGGCUCAAUAAAGCCACCAAUCCUUCCAACCGGCAAGAGGACUGGGAAUACAUCAUUGGCUUCUGUGAUCAGAUCAACAGGGAGCUUGAAGGGCCACAGAUCGCGGUCCGGCUGCUGGCCCACAAGAUCCAGUCCCCACAGGAAUGGGAGGCGGUGCAGGCCCUGACGGUGCUGGAGGCGUGCAUGAAGAACUGUGGGAGGAGAAUUCACAAUGAAGUGGGGAAGUUCCGCUUUUUGAACGAGUUAAUCAAAGUCGUCUCCCCCAAGUACCUGGGGGACAGGGUGUCUGAGAAAGUGAAGACCAAGGUUAUCGAGCUGCUUUAUAGCUGGACACUGGCCCUGCCAGAAGAGUCAAAGAUCAGAGAUGCUUAUCACAUGCUGAAGAGACAAGGUAUUAUACGCUCUGACCCCCCACUUCCUGCCGACAGGACACUCAUCCCCUCUCCACCCCCCCGGCCCAAAAACCCUGUGUUUGACGAUGAAGAAAAGUCCAAGCUUUUAGCCAAGCUGUUGAAAAGCAAAAAUCCAGACGACCUACAAGAGGCCAACAAGCUCAUCAAGUCCAUGGUGAAGGAAGAUGAGGCCCGGAUCCAGAAGGUGACCAAGCGUCUGCAUACUUUGGAGGAGGUCAAUAACAACGUCAAACUGCUCAAUGAGAUGCUGCUUCACUACAGCAAAGAUGACUCUUCAGAGGCGGACAAGGAGCUUAUGCAGGAGCUGUUUGAUCGGUGUGAGAACAAGAGACGGACUUUAUUCAAAUUAGCCAGCGAGACAGAGGACAAUGACAACAGUUUGGGGGACAUCCUGCAGGCCAGUGACAACCUCUCCAGGGUCAUCAACUCUUACAAAACAAUUAUCGAAGGACAGGUCAUCAAUGGGGAGGUGACCAGCUCAGCCCCACCUGGCCCAGAAGGAAACAACCACUCCAGUAGCCACAGCACGCUUAUCGACCUGGAUGAGUCAGACACGCUGGGCAGCUCGCCCCCAGUGUUGGUCCCUGCACCUGCCCCACCCACAUCAGGCAUCCCCAUCCUCCCGCCACCCCCCCAGGCCGCAGGCCCCCUGCGCAGCCGCUCAGCCAGCCAGGCCGAGGCCUCGCCCGGGCCCUGCAGCCCCAGCAAUGCCCUCUCCCUGCUGGAUGAGGAACUGCUGAGCUUGGGCCUCACGGACCCGGCCCCCAGUGCUCCCCCUAAAGACACAGCUGGAAACAGCCAGUGGCACCUGUUCCAGAACGAGCAGCCUGCCCUGGACUUCUUUGGCCCCCAGCUGGGCCCUACUGCCCGCAGCUGCACAGACGGCCCUCCCCGCCAGCCUGCAGCCCCACCCACAAGCAGCUCCCAAGCACCGCUGCCGCCUUCCUUCCCGGCUCCUGGCGUCCCAGCCAGCCUUCCUGCCCCCAGUCCGGGCUCUUUCCUCUUCUCCACUGGACUGGCCACAGCUCCGGGCCCAAAGGCUGAGCUAGCAGCCCCUGGGUACCAUGGCUCAUCCCUGGGCGAUAGCACCCUGCACCAGCCGGAUGCCCUCGACCAGCUUGUGGAAGAGGCCAGAGCGACCUCAGGCUUCAUGAAGCCCAUCUCCUCCAGCUUCUUCCCUGAGGCCACACCCUCCCCUCUCCUCCCCACCAGUGCCUCAGCCAGACCACUGCUCCCUUUCCCUGCCGCCGGGCCUGGCAGUCCCCUCUUCCAGCCCCAGGGCAGCCCUCCGAAGGGGCCUGAGCUCUCCCUGGCCAGUGUCCACGUUCCCCUGGAAUCCAUCAAGCCUAGCAGUGCCCUUCCCGUGACAGCCUACGAUAAGAAUGGCUUCCGCAUCCUCUUCCACUUUGCUAAGGAGUGCCCGCCAGGGCGGCCCGACGUGCUGGUUGUGGUGGUGUCCAUGCUGAACACGGCCCCCCUGCCCGUCAGGAGCAUCGUGCUGCAGGCAGCUGUGCCCAAGUCCAUGAAAGUGAAGUUGCAGCCACCCUCAGGGACAGAACUCUCUCCUUUCAGCCCCAUCCAGCCCCCCGCAGCCAUCACCCAGGUCAUGCUGCUGGCCAAUCCACUGAAGGAGAAGGUGCGGCUUCGGUACCGGCUGACCUUCGCCCUGGGGGAACAGCUGAGCACGGAGGUGGGCGAGGUGGACCAGUUCCCUCCCGUGGAGCGGUGGGGCAGUCUAUGA